This is a messenger RNA of Peniophora sp. CBMAI 1063, 219 nucleotides long. The record is from the annotation of a GenBank genome assembly. NCBI's taxonomy places the organism in Eukaryota, Fungi, Basidiomycota, Agaricomycetes, Russulales, Peniophoraceae.
AUGCCAGCGAUCGCUACCCAAGCUUCACUACCGCCGCAAAACUGUGCAUGUACACUCCUGCGCAAACCCCACACCACAUACGCACACUUGACCCCGCACCGCGACGCACUACCCCAGACACGCGAAUGGGACGCCGACGAAUGUCGUUCACGUACUUCGUCGCGGCGGAAGAUCGAGAACGUUCACGACGCGCCAAACAAGCUGAACUCGCUCGCGUAA